GCGAAUCAUAUGUAAGCCAAUUCUUAGUGGGUUUUGUAUUUCCUGCAUGUCCGCCAUCAGUUCUGUCAUGAAGCAGUGCCCCUCGGUUGGUCUACUGUACUGCCGGGGAUACGCGCCAAAUAUAUUUGUUGUACUUCCCUAUCAUCCAUAUUACAAUAGUCCGAUUUCUAUUUGUCAGUUAUAGAAUUAUUUUAGAUCGAAGUCCCCAAGUCCUGUACGUUACAUUCAAAAUUCCAAGUACCAUGUACGCCAUUGAGAGAGAUCCGGAGCUUAAGCAGCAACAGGACAAAGGCAGUGAGUCGCUGGAGGAAGGUGCUUCUUCCGCCACGAUGUGCCCGGAAAAGAGCAGCGAGUCGCUGGAGGAAUGUGGUUCAUUCGACUCGAUGCUGUGUCCGGCGGACAUGUCAGCGCGAAGCAGGAAGGCCUACCUGCAGCACAUGAUGGACGAACUACCCAGGCCAGUGCACAACCGAAUUUUGGCAAUGAAGCACAGUCAGAUGGAGCAGAUCAAGAUUUCGGAGCAGUUCUAUCGGGAGGUGUACGAGCUGGAGAAGCGCUACUAUUUGCAGUGCGCUGAGCUGUUCGAUUCGCGGCGCGACGUCGUUGACGGGUCUGUGGAGCCAGAACCAAUGGAGCCCAGCUGGAGUGAGCAGCACGACGAUCUGGUCGCCGAACUCCAGGCCAGCAAGGAGUUCCACCAGCUGACCGAACUCAUGCCCAAGAUGCCGGCUAAUGCAGUGGGCGUGCCCCGCUUCUGGCUGAGCAUCUUCCGGAAUGUGUCCCUGCUGUCGGACAUGGUGCAGCACCAUGACGAGCCGCUCCUCGAGUGCCUGAUGGACGUGCGCAUCAGCUACGAGCCGGAGAGCUACACCCUCAAGUUCCUGUUCCGGCCCAACAGCUACCUCGACGACUGCUCGCUGAUGCUUACCAAGAAGUACUUACUGCAGCACCAGGCCGACCAGGAAUAUCCGUUUAUGUUCGAGGGACCCGAGAUCGUGAGCUGCGAGGGCUGCCACAUUCAUUGGCGCGAUGACUCCAAUCUCACGAUGCAGAAAGUCGGUAGCGGCUACUGUGUGGAAAAUGCAAUUCAGCGCGAAUCCUUCUUUAAUUUCUUUUCACCGCCACAACCACAGGACUUGUCGCUGGCCGACGAGAAGACCAAGAUGCUGCUGGGAAACGACUUUGAGGUGGGCUUCCUGCUGCGCACCCAGAUCGUGCCCAAGGCCGUUCUGUUUUACACUGGCGACCUUGUGGAUAGCACGAACGAGGGACUCAGCGACAGCGAUUCCUCAGAGACAUCGGAUACCGACGCCGACACAGAUACAACUGCCCCUGCACCCACACACACGCCGGAGCAGCUGAGCGAUUGAUAAUGUGUUGGGUCUGGAAGCUGUUGUAUUGAAUAGAUAAUUGGCUUACAGUAA
This is a messenger RNA of Drosophila miranda, 1424 nucleotides long. Its product is annotated as nucleosome assembly protein 1-like 1-A. Gene Ontology annotation, molecular function: chromatin binding; histone binding. The transcript has a single exon. Lineage: Eukaryota; Metazoa; Arthropoda; Insecta; Diptera; Drosophilidae. Gene Ontology annotation, biological process: nucleosome assembly. Bases 243 to 1370 code for a protein of 375 amino acids. Gene Ontology annotation, cellular component: chromatin; nucleus. The record is from RefSeq and is a predicted model, not a curated record.